Drosophila miranda is the source of this 5112-nucleotide messenger RNA. RefSeq names its product neurotrimin (gene DIP-beta). Gene Ontology annotation, cellular component: neuron projection. Lineage: Eukaryota; Metazoa; Arthropoda; Insecta; Diptera; Drosophilidae. The record is from RefSeq and is a predicted model, not a curated record. Bases 465 to 2195 code for a protein of 576 amino acids. The transcript is spliced from 10 exons.
GUUCAGUGCUCGGGCAACUUCCUAGCGCGUCGGUUUGGUUCAGUCCUCAGAACUCAGCGCCCAAUCCCAACUCUGAAUCGGGUUCCCCGCUUACCGUUACAAAAUCAUUUUGAAAACAGUUUUCCAACGGCCGCAGGAAAACGCAAGUCGCAAAAAGCGAUUCGAAUCAAGUCCAAUCAAAUCAAAACAAAGCAACCAAAUCAAGAAAAGAUUAAUUUAAAAAAAAACGUGCAAACCACUUCAAGUAAAACUAAAUAAAGAGAAUUCCAUAUCUCAAAGUUGCGAGUAUUUUAUGUAUAUAUUGCCGAUUUUGUUUGAAAAGUGCUUUUGAAAAACCUUGUUUGUUUUUGCAUAUUUUUUUCGAGUGCUGGCAGGUGUUUGGAAUCGGCUUGUGAACCGGCACAGAAUAUUCAACCAGAUAAGUCUGUACAUAAAGUCAUGCCAGUAGGAACUACGUCAGUCUUAUGAUGGCGAUUCUGGUAGACAAGAAAAUCAGCGAGACUAUCGUCGAUUCCGGAAACUGCAAGCUGAACGUUAAACCCGCUCAGACAUUUACAUUUGCAUUCACAACCAGCAAGCCCUCGCAACGGAAUCAAACCAAGCUGGCUCAACUCCGGAUAGGAAAAGCAGGAGGAUUCGGAGGAGGAGGAGGAGGAGGAGGAAUCAGAGCUCGAGGAGGCCUAAGAGGCCAUUGGCUAUCGCUUCUGGUACUGAUGCUGUGCAAUUGCGUUGAUUUUACCGUUUCAAACCAAAUCUCCUCAGUGGGCGCCUUCGAGCCGGACUUUGUCAUCCCGCUGGAGAACGUGACCAUCGCCCAGGGCCGGGACGCGACAUUCACGUGCGUGGUGAACAAUCUGGGUGGUCAUCGGGUGAGUGGCGACGGUGCAACGGUCCCCGCCAAGGUUGCCUGGAUUAAGGCCGAUGCCAAGGCAAUUCUGGCCAUACACGAGCACGUGAUAACCAACAAUGAUCGAUUAACGGUGCAACACAACGACUAUAACACAUGGACUCUCAACAUACGCAGCGUCAAAAUGGAAGAUUCCGGCAAAUACAUGUGCCAGGUCAACACAGAUCCCAUGAAGAUGCAGACAGCCACCCUGGAGGUGGUCAUCCCGCCCGACAUUAUCAACGAGGAAACCUCUGGCGACCUGAUGGUACCCGAGGGCGGUGCGGCCAAGCUCGUGUGUCGGGCCCGCGGGCAUCCCAAGCCGCGGAUCACCUGGCGUCGCGAGGACGGACGCGAGAUUAUUGCACGGCAUGCCGGGCACCAGAAGACCAAAGCCCCGUCCGUCGAAGGCGAAAUGCUGACGCUCUCCAAAGUCACGCGAUCGGAAAUGGGCGCCUACAUGUGCAUCGCCUCGAACGGAGUGCCGCCAUCGGUGAGCAAGCGGAUGAAGCUACAGGUGCACUUUCAUCCGCUGGUUCAAGUGCCAAAUCAAUUGGUCGGCGCCCCGGUCCUAACGGAUGUCACAUUAAUUUGCAAUGUCGAGGCAUCGCCAAAGGCCAUCAAUUACUGGCAGCGCGAGAAUGGUGAAAUGAUUAUUGCCGGCGAUCGUUAUGCCCUCACCGAGAAGGAGCACAACAUGUACUCCAUGGAGAUGGUGCUACACAUCAAGCGGCUGCAGUCGAGCGAUUUCGGAGGCUACAAGUGCAUCUCCAAGAACAGCAUCGGGGACACGGAAGGCACCAUUCGACUGUAUGAAAUGGAACGUCCCGGCAGGAAGCAAAUGCGCGAUGACGAUAUCAACGAAGUAACAAGACACGAGGUGGAGAACCGGCACAAGGAGAACCGGCACGAAGAGGGCGCACGCAACCAGAACGGUCGUCUCUACAAGGACCGCACGCAGGAGCCUGAGCUGGGCAGCUCCGCAGAUUCGACCCGUGCCCCAGCCCCAGCUCAGGGUACAAUGCAGCUAAUCAAGACAUUUAUAUUAGCCCUAUUGGUAAUAUUAGCCACGACAGCGACAGCGGAGGCGGUGGCACCAACAACCACAACGGCGGCGGCAACAAUGUUCUUUUACACAAAGGGCGCCAGACAAAAGGACACAAAGGAAACGAAUCUGAGACUUGAGCUGAAUGGGGCUGGGGAUGCUGAGCACGAGUACUGCGAAAGAUCAGCGACGACGGCCAGGGCCGGGGCAAAUGGCAUUGGCUGGAGCGUGGAAGGAUUAGCCCGAACACCAUCAACAAAGUAAGAUUAUUAUAGCUUAAUUCAAUUGUAAUUAUACAAACGCGAUUAUGGGGGCCCAGGGAACGAGCUCCAUCUCUUUCUCUCUCUCUCUCUCUCUCUCUCGUUACCUCCCUGUGUCUAUGACCCUCGGUUCUUGUCUCUCCUGGCCCCCACACGAGACUGGAAAGUCCGAGCAUAAAUCAUCGACCUAAUCAUCUUGCUAAUUACAAAGGGUGAGAGAGAGAGAAAAGGAGGAAAGAAAAGGAGCAGGCCAAAUUGAAUGAAUAUUAAAUCAAAAGCAAGUGGAAAAACUAAAGUUUCGUAGUUAAGUGGAAAAUAAAAUGCGUUUAAAUGUUACCUCGUUAGUGGAAAAUGAAAAAUGAAAAAUGAAAAAGAAAAAGGAACGAAAACGAAAACGAAAACGAAGAAGAAGAAGAAAAUCAACUAUAAAAAUAAUAAGAUUUAUCGGUGUUCGGUUCUUUGAAUGCCUUUGGCUGCUCUGGAGUACACAUUGACUAAGUGCGACUAAGGAACGAUCUGCAUGUGUACCCCAAAUAUACAUAUAUCGAUAGCUAUUAUGAUGAUCUAGUUGUCUAACCUAUAAGCAGACCUCUACGUUCGGUGUUUGUUAUUUGGUUUUUGUGUUCUGUGGUUUUUGUGUUUUUCUAGGGGAAAUAUAUUGUAUAUCUAAAUACAUACUCGUACAUGUGUGGAGAUGAUAAGCCACGUUCUGUUAGCCCAGAGUUCUGUAUAUAAAAGUGGCCUGCUCAAGGGGGGAGAAGGAGGAGAAGCUGAAAGAAGCCAGUCAUGGACUAGUGGAGUAGACUUGACGUUGAAGUAAAAUCGCAAAUGUUCAGACGAACUAUGCAACCCAUAAAUUGUAAAUAUCUACACUCGUAGUGAUCUGGAGAACGUUUUCGUUGAUGUCAUGGUUCUAUUUUUUGACUCGUUUUGUUUGUCUCCUUUGCAUAGCUCAAAAGACUAACUGCGGACGUCCGUGGGUCUCUCUAGAAUCUAGAUGUAAGCCAGCUGCGUAGGUACUCUUCCGAACCUGGGACCGAACCUCUGUGCGGGUGCGGCUGCGGGUGCAGGUGUGGUACUGGUCACCUUCGGGGACGUUCUACGUGAGCAACUUAGUACCAAUUCUAUGGUGGUUGGAAUAAGGGGAACUGAUUUGGGAGAGCCAAAUUAAAUUAAAUUAUAUUAAAUUAAAUAUGUCACUUGAAGUGCAUCCAUAUCCUAUGAACUAUGAGCUAGUUCCAACCAACUAGAUGAGUGUCCCGAAUGCCAUAAUUGCUUCAGUUUGAGAGAAUGAAUUACUGAUAGAGAAAGUAUUUAUACAAUAUGCAGAUUUCGCCAUUUCAAUGGGCAGCUGUAACCAUUCACUGCCAGAGCAUAGAGUACGUUACUCGAUUUUUAAUCAGUUCUGUGCAACCCACUUGGGAUUCUCCAUUCCUGUGAGAAUUAGUUCACCUCACUGCGCCCCUAUCAAAGCAGACCUUUGUUACCGUGCAAAGAAAAUAAUAAUUUGGAUCCUUGGUCUCUAACUACUCCCACUAGAGCAUCCCCACUAGAGCCACAGACCAGACCGGUGCAUGGCUCUAUCCCAUGCACAGAGACAGACAGGCAGAGAAAGAUACAGGAACCACCCACAGUCCAUACGUAUACGUAUAUGAAUAUCCAAUAUCUACAUGUGUGUGCGUGCUCGAUUCAAUUCAAUGCUAAAAUAUUAUGUAAAUCAAAAGGAGUUGAGUACGAGGCAGAAAAAGCAGAAUUAAAUGUGCCAAAAGCAUUAAAAGCAACUCAGAAAGAAGAAAAAGUAAGACGGAAAAGACGGAAAUAAAUCAAAUAGAAUUUGUGUGCUCAUAUCCAAAAUAUACACUAAUACCCAUACCAUACACACAUAUGUUUGUAUAAACCACAUAUCCCCGAUCCAGACCCUAGACCUUAGACCCUAGAACCUUGACCCCUCCCCUCAAUUGCAGCCCCAUUCCAGUAACCAAGUCUUUAAAAGCUGACUACUCAGAUGUACUCUGACUCAUAUACGUACCAGGAGGAUAUGCACUCGUAUAAGCAGGCAAAGGGAAAAGGAGGGGAGGAGACGAUACAUUUUAUAUAUGAUAAAGUAAAAUUAAUUAUACAUAGGGAAUAUUUUUUUUGGUGGAUAUAAUGAGUAACGAUAUCGCCUAGCAAAUCAAAGUUAAAUUUAAUCUAAAAGUGUAAGAAAAAAUAAAUAUCCAUAUCCAUAUAUGUAUGUAUAUGUAUGUAUGUAUAUGUACACAGAAAUCCCAUGCGAUCAAAUUGUUCAGAUUGCAGUCAGGCAGGAGCGGGAAUAAAGCAAAAGAAUGAGAAUGAGGGAAAGAUAUGGGAGAAAAACAGACCCCCAAGAAUCUAAGAAGGGGAACUACGCGAGUCGAGGGAAUAGGAAAAGAAACUAAGAAAAACUAUAACAAUACCUAAGUGAACGUGAAAUACUCGUAAGACAGCAGCCAGCAGCCAGAAGCAAGAGAAACCAUUCAAAUCGUAAAGCAUUCAAUGUCUACUACGCUACAACCAUACAAAGAUAAACCAUAAACUAAAUAUACAAAUAUUCAACAAUUAAAUAUUGCAUAAUACACAUCCAAUGGGAAUAUCCAACAAAUUCAACACGUAAAAGAACAAAUAAAAACAAAAACGAUAAUCGGAAAAUGAAAAAUGAAAAACAGAAGUAUGCCGCAUAAUGCGAAAAUUCAUGAUUCUCAUGUUAAAACACAUUUAAGUAAAAUUAUUAGAAUUUAGUUGGAUUUGUUUUUAUGUACAUAAGAAAUUAGCAAAACAAAAACGUUUGUACUGUAAAAUCUGAUAUACAACAAAAUAUUUCAGCUGUGCGAGCUACCAGGAAAACACAAAAAAAUCAAGACAAAAAAAAUGGAAAAUAAAUUUAAAAAAUAAAGAUAAAGAUA